Messenger RNA from Diprion similis, 1808 nucleotides. It is a transcript of the gene Gk1, whose product is annotated as glycerol kinase. Gene Ontology annotation, cellular component: mitochondrion. The transcript is spliced from 9 exons. Bases 155 to 1711 code for a protein of 518 amino acids. Gene Ontology annotation, biological process: glycerol metabolic process; triglyceride metabolic process; glycerol-3-phosphate biosynthetic process. Gene Ontology annotation, molecular function: glycerol kinase activity. The record is from RefSeq and is a predicted model, not a curated record. NCBI's taxonomy places the organism in Eukaryota, Metazoa, Arthropoda, Insecta, Hymenoptera, Diprionidae.
UAUCGGUCACACAGCAUAUUUGUAGGUUAUGAUAAUAUCACUCAUCUCGUAGCCUCUGUUUUAUGAUCUUAAUUACAUAACUACUACUAUACAACGAAGGGCGAUCAUAGGACGAUUGGCACUCACCGAUGCGCACAUUAUAAUUUAUGUAAACAUGCCAGAAAGUACUGGGCGAUUUGGUCCUCUUGUUGGGGCGAUUGAUGAGGGAACGAGCAGUGCCAGGUUUUUAGUGUUCAGCGUUCGACGGAGAGAAGUUGUCGCCUCGCAUCAGAUCGAGAUAAAGAAUAUAUAUCCACAGGAAGGAUGGGUUGAACAGGAUGCCAAGGAGAUACUGAAAGCGGUGCAUCAGUGCAUCAUUAAGACAAUUGAGAAGUUGAAAGCGAUCGACAUAGACAAGGCGGAUAUUAAAGCUAUUGGUAUUACCAACCAGCGUGAAACCACUUUGGUAUGGGACAAGGAAACCGGAGAACCCUUGCACAAUGCCAUCGUUUGGCUGGACAUGCGGACCACGACUACGAUUGACAAUAUCUUGGAUAACGUGCCGAAUAAUACGAGGAAUAAGAAUUACCUCAAACCGCUUUGUGGGCUGCCCAUAUCUCCAUAUUUCAGUGCUCUUAAAAUCCGAUGGCUUAUCGACAACGUUCCAAGAGUUAAGCAAGCUGUUGAGGCGGGAAGAUGUGCUUUUGGAACUGUCGACACUUGGCUGAUUUGGAACCUUACACAAGGAAAACUCCACAUGACGGAUGUUUCCAACGCAUCUCGUACAAUGUUAAUGAACAUUGAGACCCUGAAGUGGGAUCCAUUGCUCUGUCGCUUCUUUGGUAUCCCGCUGGAUAUCCUUCCAGAAAUUCGAUCUUGCUCAGAAAUAUAUGGACAUGUCUCUCACCCAGAAGUUUUGAGCGGAAUACCCAUCUCAGGGUGUGUAGGUGAUCAGCAGGGAGCGCUAAUAGGUCAGUUGUGUCUGAAACGAGGGCAGGCAAAAGCAACGUACGGCACAGGAUGUUUCUUACUCUACAACACGGGGAAUGUGAAAGUUGACUCGAGUCAGGGUCUAAUCACAACUGUUGCUUAUAAAUUGGGGCGCUCUCCUGCCGUCUAUGCCUUGGAAGGAUCAGUCGCGGUAGCUGGUGCGGCACUAUCCUGGCUGCGGGAUAACAUACAACUUAUGGCCAAUGUCACAGAGAGUCAAGAUUUGGCGGAAAGAGUACGUUGCUCUGGUGAUGUCUACUUUGUCCCAGCUUUCUCCGGGUUGUACGCACCUUACUGGCAGCAGGAUGCCAGAGGAGUUAUAUGCGGAAUUACUGAAGACACUCAGCAGUAUCACAUAAUCAGAGCUGCGCUAGAAGCCGUGUGCUUCCAAACCAGAGAUAUAUUGGAGGCAAUGCUGAAAGACGCCGGGACCAGUUUGACUGAAUUGCAAGUUGAUGGUGGAAUGACUGCUAAUAAUUUACUGAUGCAAUUGCAAGCAGAUUUGACAGGAGUUACCGUGGUGAGGCCAGACAUGGUUGAAACUACCGCGUUAGGCGCAGCCAUACUAGCUGGUGUUGGUAUAGGACUAUUGGACAUCAAUGACGUUGUUGCUGAUAAAAUUACGAAGUUUAUACCGCAAAUUAGCGACGAUGAAAGAGAUCUUCGAUAUUCUAAAUGGAAAAUGGCCAUUGAACGUUCUAUGAAAUGGGAUUCUUCCUCAGCACCAAUCGACGGACGAUAACAAUGUGCAACUGUGAAUACCUAGUUUUCACAGUACAGUGAUAUAUUACCUACAAAGACCUAAAUUCGACAAGUUCUAUGGAAACAGAUGUGUUUUG